This is a messenger RNA of Durusdinium trenchii, 3048 nucleotides long. The record is from the annotation of a GenBank genome assembly. NCBI's taxonomy places the organism in Eukaryota, Dinophyceae, Suessiales, Symbiodiniaceae.
AUGGCCUCCUGCGCGCGGUGUCGCCGCUCGGCCCCGGCUGGCGGCGACACUUGGUGUCUGGCGUGCAGCGCCUGGGAAGCACUGGGCAACGAACUUUCGUUCGCCUGGUCGCAUCCCGGCUUGCGCGCCGUAGCGACUGACUUGGUGGUCUCCGCGGUUCGGCAAGUGCGGGCCCUGCGGGUGACUCGGGGGGACUCCUCGACACCCCGGGCUGCACCGCCGGCCGCGGUCCCUCCGGUCCCUGGCCCGCGGGUGGCCGAGCGGACUGGCAGCGUUCCGGCUGGGGGCAACUCCGGGCCGGAGCGCGAACGGUCGCCCCUGCCCCGCUCCUCGGGCAGAGGGCGCGACACAGGCGGCGGACCUCCCGCCCCUGCAGUCGAAGAGUCCUCGGAGGCGGAGGACGAGGAGGAGGAGUCUGAGGCGGAGUCCGAGAAGACCCUCCUUUUGGUCGCUGGUGUUAAGACUGAGGUGACGGAGGAGAGAGCUGACCGUGCCGAAACAAUGACGGAGUUGGAAACAAUAGAGGCGGCGGUCGUCGAGGGCUAUGGGCAGUAUGGAACCUUCGACGUGGAGGAUGCUGUUCGUUGGGGAACUUUGACUCCGGUAGUAGGAGAUGUGCUGGAGACAGGGAUUCCCCAGGAGAUCGUGGGCGAAGAAGGCGUGGUCGGAAUUUUUCUGGUCACAGGUUUCGAGCUUGGCGCCGAUGGAGGAAUGCUGGUAAGGGUAAAAUCCGUUGGCGCCUCAUCCCCGGCAGUGCUCGGCAUUUUGUCGUCGCUGUUCAACAGGAAAGAAGGCAAGUUGCACCUUUGCCCAGGAGCUGGCAGCUGCUACGAAGAAGGCGGGGUUUUCCAUGUUCGCAGGGUGGAGGUUUGGAAAGGCUCCGAAUUUCCAUCCCAGCGGCUCUCGCCUGGCGGCAAGCGGCUUGUGAAGCAGAUGGAGCGUGGAGAAGAGUUGGACCUCGAGCAAGAGGAAGAGGUCGCGCCUGCUGGAAGACCUCCCGCUUUGAAGGGGAGGCGCUCCGUGCAGGGCGCUGGAGAAGAAGCCAGAGGAAAAGGUGUCGGAGAGAAAGUUCGAGGACGUGGACUCGUGCGAAAGACGAACAGGCCUGCAGCUCGACUCCCUGGCGAUUCCGGGCCGGCGGCUUUGAGGGCUGCUGGUCCGCACCGUGCAGCCCUGACCUAUGGAGCGAAGGAACAGGAGGAGCAAAGAGGAGAUACUACGAUGGGCUUGAAACUACAACGCAAGGAGAAGGGAGUAGGAGACGCACUCGCGGCCCGCUUCCUUGCCAUCGAGCAAGCGACCAGCCAUUACCUUGGCGGCGAGGAAAUUCAACAAGAUGAUGGAGAAGGUAAGCAAGCCCGAGGAAGACAGUCGGUUGAGCGUGUGCUGGGUGAUGACGAGCGGGCUGUCUGGGGGCUGAAGGAGGUUUUGCAGGACUUUGAGCGCAAGUCAAUAGGCUAUUCAGGUGAAGAGAUCUGCAAGGCAGAACCUUUGUCGUUGGAGCGAAUGCUACCAGGUCUGCCACCGGAAGGUCAUGGAGGUUCUAUCAACACGAUUGACUGGGUCAGUGGUCACACCCGAUACCUUCUCCUAAACCCGGACAAGUGUGUUGCUAUGGACGUAGGGCAGACACUGCCUAAGCUACAAGGGAAGGUUCAUAUUAAGGAAGGGGAGCGUUUGCCGAUUGCUCGUGAGCUUGUGCGGCGAGGCAUUUGCCGUUGGAUUCCUGAGUCCAAGGUGGCCACUUUUAGGGGGCAAAAAGUGCUGAGUGGCUUGUUUGGAGUCGCUAAACCAAAGAAGCUGCCCUCAGGUGAAUGUGUCUUGCGACUCAUUAUGAAUCUGGUGCCCGCCAAUGCAGUGCUCCGAACAAUUGCCGGCAAGGUGGAGAAGUUGCCCAGCAUCACCCAGUGGCUUAACGUUGUCAUUGAAGAAGGUGAGACACUGAGGAUUGCCCAAUCGGACAUGGCUUGUGCUUUUUACCUCUUUAGCCUGCCUGAAGCAUGGAGCUCAUUGUUGUCCUUUAACCUUCAUUUCCCCAGCAGUGUGAUUGGUGACCCUUCGCUGUUGAGUGAGAAAGAGGAGCUCUUUCUAGCGUGCCGAGUGCUCCCGAUGGGGUGGAGCAGUGCGGUAGGUGUGAUGCAGGCUAUUGCUGAAUCAGUGUUGAUAGAGGGUGGCUUCAAUCCCCUGGCUCAAAUUACAAAGACCUCCCCUUUGCCCCCGUGGGUACUGCAAAGCGCAGCCGCCGGAAGUCACCAGGGCAAACCCUGGUGGCAUGUGUACCUUGACAACUUCGCAGCGGGUUCAAAGGUACAGGAUGACAAUCCGGAGGAGCUGAUAUUGUUGCAGCAACAGGCGGAAGGUCUCUGGAAAGACGCUGGGAUCGUGGUGUCUGAAGGUAAGUCGGUGGUGGCCGCCCUACGGGUUCUUGGUGAACUCAGAGAAAUGUUCCCCGGCGUUCGCGUCGAUUUCUUUGUGGAAAAUGUGGCAAGCAUGGACGUGGAGGUGCGUGAUGAAGUGAGUGAUUUGCUAGGUGCCGCCUUCAUGGAUCAGAAAGGCUCACGGUACCAGGAAGACAUGCUGAAGAUGGAGCCUGGUGGCCUUGAUAGUGAUGCACUCUUUGGGCAGAGUGAAUUGUCUGAGGGUCUCCUCCACCCAGGCGCAGUCAUUGUGGCGGACAACGUGCUGAAACCCGGGGCACCGCUGUUCCUCUACCAGAUCAUGAAUGGUGGACGAUAUCACGCGCAGAUUGUGUCCCUGGAUGAGUUCGCCAUGCCCUCGGAGGACUGGAUGUCCAUCAAUGUGAAGAGAAUAAAGGCGCCGGAGAACGACACCGAACCGCCGGACGAUUUGCAUGAGCUGUCCAAAGAGACGGACCGCAUGCGAGAACGCGCGGUUGGCCCUGGCCGCAGCGUCACUUACGACGAGUGGGCGGAGUUUGCCCAGGAUGUCAAGUCGCGCCUGGCACGCGCGAACGUCUCGUUGACGGUGGACCUCCGACCAGAAAGCAGCCGCGAUAGAGAUGAUUUCUUUAGCGCAAAAUCAAGAUGA